AUGGGACGCCUCGAGCUAAUUCCCCUGAUUAAAACUGCAUUCGUUGGGAGGUGUCAGGGACACGCAGCUGUUUUCAAGGAAAAGUCUGGCUCCGAAAGGCCCUCCCCGGCUGGGCCGCCUGGCGGCUCCAUCUCUUGGAGUGGAUGUCAGCAGCCCCCGCCCCCCGCCGCCCCCCACCCGGGCCCCGCCGCCGACGCUUGUCCUCUGCCUGACAGGGCCCUGGCCAGUGUCCUGCUGCCGCGGGUCGUGGUAAUUUACAUCCUCUCUGUGUACAUUAACUUAUCUGCAGCCGCACUGGCUGCGCUCCUUCAGUCAGCCUGUCUCCUGUGCAGCCUGGGAGACUUCCCCCACCGACGGCCGGGGGCUGCCUGUCGUGGGGCGGGGGGUGGGGAGCCGGGCCCGCCGGGUUCCUGCGCCCUCCGGAGCAAUAACAAACGCCUCUGGAGGGGGCGCCCCCGCCGCCUGGUCCCCGACCUGGGACGCGGGCGCGAGGGGCCGGGAUGGAAGCGCAACACUUAG
Molecule: messenger RNA, 519 nt
Organism: Rangifer tarandus platyrhynchus (Svalbard reindeer)
Lineage: Eukaryota; Metazoa; Chordata; Mammalia; Artiodactyla; Cervidae
Source: the annotation of a GenBank genome assembly